Messenger RNA from Fusarium fujikuroi IMI 58289, 3834 nucleotides. Its product is annotated as PHM7-like protein. The transcript has 2 exons. The record is from RefSeq and is a predicted model, not a curated record. Lineage: Eukaryota; Fungi; Ascomycota; Sordariomycetes; Hypocreales; Nectriaceae. Gene Ontology annotation, molecular function: calcium-activated cation channel activity. Bases 1 to 3834 code for a protein of 1277 amino acids. Gene Ontology annotation, cellular component: plasma membrane.
AUGUCGUCAACAAAUUCCGACGCUUCAGGGUCGGCGACAGAUUCCGCCACAGGGACAGCAGCUUCAGUCACCAGCUCUAUCGUCAGCUCGCUGAUCUCUUCAGCUAUCUCCGCUUCUGAAACCCUGAGUGCAUCCGAAACCGCCUCUGAUGAGCCUACAAAAACGUCGGGUGGCAUCUUGGGCACCACCCCCGAGACGACCAGCGCUGCCGACACCGAUCGGGGUAUUGGAAUCGUCACUUUCCUCACUGCGUUGGUAGUCGCCGUUGUUAUCUUUACUGUUCAACUUGUGGCCUUUCUUCUCCUCCGCAACAAACUGGCCCGCAUCUUUAAACCCAAGACCUACCUCGUGCCCGAACGUGAACGAACCGAAUCACCGCCCCGGAGUAUUGGUAGUAUGCUCAAGACAUUAUGGCACUACGAUGACCGUGAAGUGAUCAACAAGUGUGGUCUUGAUGCCUAUUUCUUUCUCCGCUAUUUGAAGACCCUGCUCAUCAUAUUUCUUCCCAUCUGCUGCAUUGUUAUGCCCAUCUUGAUUCCUAUCAACUUUGUGGGCGGUAUUGGACAGAAAGUCAAUGUCAACGAGACGGAGCGCAGAGAAGCCGGAAAUAAGCCCACUGGUCUGGACACUCUCGCAUUUGGAAACGUCAGCCCCAAAAAUACAGACAGGUAUGCUGCUCACUUGCUGAUGGGUAUUCUCGUGGUUAUAUGGGUGUGCUGGGUAUUUUUUGUUGAGCUCAGGGUCUACAUCAAGGUUCGACAAGAUUACCUUACAAGUGCGGAGCACCGCCUUCGUGCUUCGGCUACUACCGUCCUAGUGAACUCAAUUCCUGCCAAAUGGCUCAGCGAGGAUGCUUUGAGGGGUCUCUUCGACGUUUUCCCCGGCGGCAUACGAAAUAUCUGGAUCAACCGAGACCUAUCGCCUCUACUUGACAAAGUCAAAGAACGAAAUGAUAUCCACGCCAUGCUUGAGUCUGCGGAAACCGACCUCAUCAAAGCUGCGAAGAAGGCUCAGCUCAAGCAGGCAAAAGCAGCAGAGAAGAAGGAGCGAAAAGAGAAGAAGCUCAAGGCGCUUAGCAAGCACGAAAGAGCUGAACGACAGGCAGAGGUAGACGCCGAAGCUCAGAGAAUGGCAAACAGUGCCGGAGGACAAACUGCUGGUGACAAGCAUGAUGUUCCCCAUGAUAUUGAUGCUGGUGUUCGUGAGUCACAAUAUGAGACGUAUCUCAACGAAGAACACAAGCAUGAGCAUGAUGAGAAGGCCAAGUCAAGGGGCUUUAGAGUGCCUCUUUUGGGUGAUCCGCUUUCUAAAGUGGGCCAUGGCAUUAUGGGCGUCGUUUCUAAGACUGGCAACAAUGUUGAUGAGACUUUGGAGACAACCAAUGGUUUCAUGGGCAUAUCACAAACCAACGAGAACCGAGUCCCAUCCCGCAAUUCUGACAGACAUCGAAAUCAGGCUUCGGUAGAUGAAGAGGAGCUUAACUCGCCCUCAGACACCCUCCGCGUGCAGAAUAACCAGUCGCGAAACAGCACUAGGUACUCAGCUGAGAGCACCUCUGCAAUUAAUAAGCCAGCACGCGAACACUUUGGUGAUCAAGGCAACACUGUUCGCAAGAUUGGCAACAUCGAUGAGAUCUACAUUCGAGGGGAGUCAAAGUGGUGGGAAUUCUGGAAGCCUCCUCCUGGUGCUUAUACUUCUCCUGUUCCCCAGGGAGAGGUAUCUCAGGCUUACAGAGACCGCAAGACCAACGAGAACAAACCUCUGUGGCAAAGGAUUAAAUAUGCACUGCCAUUCGUCAAGCCAGAAUUCGAAGAGACCGUCGAAUAUGAAAUUGCCUACAACCCUGACUACAAAGAGGACGCCGAGCCUGCGGAAUGGGAGAAAUAUCUUAAGAAGAAAGAUCGCCCAACGCAUCGUCUUCCUCUGUUCGGACAGUCCUGGCUCUUCGGAGUUGUUUUCGUCACCAAGAAGGUCGAUACAAUCUAUUGGUGCCGCGAACAGCUGGCCCGCCUGAACCUGGAAAUCGAAGAAGAUCAAGCCCACCCUGAGCGCUUCCCUCUGAUGAACUCAGCAUUCAUCCAGUUUAAUCACCAAGUCGCAGCUCACAUGGCCUGCCAGAGUGUCAUUCACCAUCUUCCCAAGCACAUGGCCCCGAGAAUGAAUGAAAUUGCCCCCAGAGAUGUGAUCUGGGAUAAUAUGGCAUUCUCUUGGUGGCAGGAAUGGCUACGGGGUGGAAUUGUCUUUAUCGCAAUUGUGACUAUGGUUUUCCUAUGGGCUAUCCCUGUUGCUUGGACAGCUGCGUUGAGUCAGCUUGAUAACUUGAUUCGCAACAACAAGUGGCUACACUUCCUCAAAGACAACGACGCACUUCACAAUGCAGCCAAAGCAAUUGCUGGUGUCCUGCCAGCUGUUUUGCUUGGUUUGCUGUUAUUCUUGGUUCCAAUCAUUCUGGGCUUCUUUGCCGAUUUCAAAGGUGCGAAGACGGGAUCCCAGAAGGCUGAGUUUGUGCAGCGAUACUACUUCGUUUUUCUGUUCAUUCAAGUUUUCCUCAUUGUCUCCAUUGCGUCGUUCUUCGCGGCAUCUAUUGACGCUAUUAUCGAGAAUGUCAAGGAAUUGCAGACCGUUGGCUCUGUUCUUGAUCUGCUUGCAAAUAACCUUCCCACUGCCGCCAACUACUUCUUCUCUUACAUGAUUCUGCAGGCGAUGUCCACAAGCUCUGCUACUCUCCUCCAACUUGGAGCUCUGCUCAUGUGGUAUGUUAUUGCCAAGAUGCUUGACAGUACCGCUCGUAACAAGUGGUCUCGAAACACCAAGCUUAACCAGGUUAAUUGGGGACGUUUCUUCCCUAUUUACACCAACUUUGCCUGCAUCGGACUGAUAUACUGUGUUAUCGCGCCACUCAUUUCCAUAUUCGCUAUUAUCACUUUCGCUCUGUUAUGGAUGGCUCAACGAUACGCAAUGCUCUACGUCACUCGAUUCGAGCAUGAUACUGGUGGUGUUCUGUACCCCAGAGCAAUCAACCAAACCUUUACCGGAAUCUACUUCAUGGAACUUUGCAUGGCAGGUUUGUUCUUCAUCACUGAGGAUGAGAAUGGUAAGAACACUUGUACAACUCAUGGUAUCAUCAUGAUCGUUGUUCUCAUCCUCACUGUCCUCUACCAAGUGUUGCUCAACUACUCAUUUGGACCACUGUUUCGAUAUCUUCCGAUCACAUUUGAAGAUGAGGCAGUGUUGCGUGACCAGGCAUUCCAGAGGGCCCAGGACCAGCGGCUUGGUCUCCUCGAUGACGAUGAGCUACAAGAAGAGGCUGAAGAAACAAAUGAGCAUGAGAAGACUCACGGAUCUGAGAACGGUAACUCCAUCGAAAUGCGCCGGUUUGGUUCAGUGCGACGCCCGAUGAAUAAGGUCGGAACAUGGGCAAAGGGUGGAGGUCAACAGCUUCGCAAGUUUGCUGCGGUGAACAAGGCAAAGGAUAAGAACAAGAGAGCAUCGCAGUACAGGAAAGAGCACCGUCAGAAGGAUAUUGAGGCUCAGCGUGCUAUAGGAGAAGCACUCUUUGGUGGUAUUCACGACGAAAUCGAGGACCUCACUCCAGAUGAAAGAGAUGCGCUCGUUAGACACGCUUUCCAGCAUGAGGCCCUCCGAGCACGUCGACCAACAGUCUGGAUUCCUCGCGACGAUCUUGGCGUUAGUGAUGACGAGAUCCGUCGAACACAGGCAUACAGCGAACACAUCUGGAUCAGCAACGAGGGCACAGCUCUCGACAGCAAGGUUCGUGUCGUUUACGGCAGAGCUCCCCCAGAUUUUUCAGAGGUGGACUUGAUCAACUUGUAA